AAAAACAAAACAAUCCCUGGCCUCGUAAAACUUUUCUCUCCCCUCGCAAAAACCCUCGCUUUUCCCCCAAAACCUCUCCGCCUCCUCUCACUCCUACGCUCUUUCUCUCUCUCUCCCUCUUGCCGUCCCUUUGAUGCCCUUUCUCUCUCCUCGCUCCCUCACGGCUAGGGAUAGGGUUUUCUGCUGGUCUCUUUCGCCAAAUCCCCAAUUUUUCGUUAUCGAUAGAGAUGGUCGCCGGAUCGAACCAAGUAAUCUCGGUUAGGGUUCGAAAGAUCAUUCAAUCGAUUAAGGAGAUCGUUGGGAAUCAUUCGGACGCUGAUAUUUAUGCUGUUCUUAAGGAAUCUAACAUGGAUCCUAACGAGACGGCACAGAAAUUGCUUAAUCAGGAUCCAUUUCACGAGGUUAGAAGGAAAAGGGACAAGAAAAAGGAGCUUACAGGACACAGGGGUUUGGAGGAUAAUAGGAGACAUGUAGACCAUAACGUACAACCCGGAAGACAUGUGGAACACCAUGUGCCGCCUGAGAGACAUGUGGAACACCAUGUACCUCCCGGGAGACAUGUGGAACACCAUGUACAACCCUGGAGACAUGUGGAACGCCAUGUACAACCAGGGGGACAGGUGGAGCACCAUGUACAACCAGGGAGACAGGUGGAGCACCAUCUACAACGAGGAAGACAUAUGGAACACCAUGUGGUGCAACCAGGUAGACAUGUGGAACGCAAUGCACCACCAGAGAAGUCUCACACAGGGUGGGAUCGAAAUGCCCGAAGAGGUGGUUAUAUUCGAAAUUCACUGCCUGAUGCAGGAAUUCAUCGAGAAUUUCGAAUUGUGAGGGACAACAGAGUGAAACAAAACGUCAGUAGAGAUGUUAAGCCUGAAUCAGUUCAGCAUCUAGCUUCUGGGGAGGGAGAAGUUAAAAUUGAUACUCCCGAAAAGAGCGUGGAUGGAAGUCUUGAUAAAAAACACUUGACUUUCAACAGGUCAGAGGGUUCACGGCUACCGCCACGUGCAAAUAGACCGCGCGAUUCUCUGUCUGAUGGUUCUGGUCAUAAGGAAGAUGUGGUCCAGGGUGGCAGUCUUAGACCGCCGCCAGUUGAAAAGACCUUGCCGGCGGCUACAGUGACAAACUUGCAGGCAAGAGAAGUUAGGGAUAACUCUAAAGUGCAUUCUACUUCGACAUCUUCCAGCUCUGUCAUCGGGGUUUACUCCUCAUCCUCAGACCCAGUUCAUGUUCCCUCUCCUGCUUCUCGAUCAGCUGGAACUGUUGGGGCUAUUAGGCGUGAAGUUGGGGUAGUUGGUCUCCGGAAGCAAUCUUCAAAUCAUGCUGCUAAUUUGGCUGUUUCAAAUUCCUUCUCAGUUCCUUUAUUGGCCAAGGAUGUUUCAUCCUUGCCAGAAUCACCCAGACAAUCUGUUGUCACAUCUAAAAGUAGUCAACUUAACCAAGCAGCUUCAGAUCGUGCAAUGCCUAACCCUGCUAAUAGAUCACCUUUAGGCAAUCAACAUAGUAGCAAAAUGCACCAGCAACCCACAGGUCAUCAGAAAGCAAUGCAGUCGACAAUGGAGUGGAAGCCAAAAUCAAGUCAGAAGGCUGCAAUUAUCAGUACUAAUACGAGCGGAACCACUUCAGCACCCACACUUCAUACUGACAAUUCCAGCAACUCGAAACCAGUUGAUGUAGCUAAUUUUCCAGAGGUAAUCAUACCUGAGCAUCUUCGAGUCCCAGAUUCUGAGCGUACACAGUUGACAUUUGGAAGUUUCGGAGCUGGCUUUGACUCUACGAAGAUUUCUUCAUCUGUUUCUCAUGCAUUUGAAAGUGUGGAGCAGCUGAUUGACGGGCAUUCUACUAGGUUGUUUCCUAUUCUUCCUAAACCCCAAGUCUGUGUGCGUAACACAAUGGGUAAUUCCAAUGAGUGUAGAUCUGCUUCAGUUCCAGUGGGAUCAAUUGGUAAUGCUUCUGGUGAAGAUCAAGUGAGUGACUACCAAGCUACUUCUCGGUCCGACUCUCCAGCAUCAGCUGCAGAGUCAGAGCAGGCACCACCUGGGAAUGAGUCAUUAGAUCAUCAAAAUAUUGAUAAUUAUGCAGAUAUUGGACUGGUUCAAGGUCAUAGCCCAUCCUAUACUUCCUCACAUUCACAUCACCUACAGACUUCUACAAGCCUCCCAAGCUUUUCUGAAUAUGACCCCCAGAAAAGCUAUGAUCGUCUUCCAUUUUUGAGAACUGUGAUGGAAGAUCAUUCUGACGGCCAAGGAAUAGCUUCAUCGACAGAGGCUAUAAGCUCACAUGCAACCAACAGCAGUCCUCCAUCCACUGUUACUUUCUCCCAGCAGCAGCAAUCUCAACAACACCAGCAACAACAGCAGGCUCUGGCUAAUAUGUACUCUCAAGUUCACAUUUCCCACUUUCCGAACUUUAUGCCUUACCGGCAUAUGUUUUCUCCUGUCUAUGUCCCACCAAUGGCCAUGCCAAACUAUUCUAGCAACCCGGCUUACCCCCAUCCUUCAAAUGCCAGCAGCUACCUUCUGAUGCCUGGAGGAAACUCCCAUUUAACUGGUGGUGGUAUGAAAUAUGCGGCCUCACAGUUUAAACCAGUUCCAGCAGGUAGUCCCACUACCUAUGGAAGCUAUGCCAAUCCAACUGGGUUUGCUAUCACUCCUCCUGGUAAUGUUGGAGGUGCAACUGGCCUUGAAGAUGCAACAAGGAUCAAAUACAAAGACAACAAUCUCUAUGUACCAAAUCCUCAGGCAGAAACAUCUGACAUCUGGAUCCAACCACCUCGAGAGCUUCCAACCAUGCAAUCGGCUCCUUACUACAACUUACCCGCCCAACCCCCACAUCCUGCUGCCGCACCUGCCUUUGUCCCAACCAGUGCCUGCUGCUGCUGCCCUCAGUCGACGCAUGUGCAGUACCCGGGCCUCUACCAUCCUCCGGCUUCUCCAGCCCCCAUUGCCGGGCCCCACCACUUGGUCCAUCAGUCGGGACUCGGAGGCAGUAUCAGUGGAGUUGGAGUGGCUGGUGGUGCUGCUGCUCCUGGGCCUCAGGUUGGGGCUUAUCAGCAGACCCAGCUUGGGCAUCUUAAUUGGCCUGCUAAUUUUUAGUAAGGGAAAUGAUGGGAGUAAAUGUCUUGUUUGUGAUGGAAGUAGCAUUAGAUAUUUUAGUAGAUAGGUGUUCUCUAAGCUUUUAUGUAAUGAAAUUUGUAUACUUCAUUUUUCUUGCUAAUGGAAGUUAAUGUCUUCUAUUGCUGUUA
Messenger RNA from Asparagus officinalis (garden asparagus), 3247 nucleotides. RefSeq lists its product as uncharacterized. NCBI's taxonomy places the organism in Eukaryota, Viridiplantae, Streptophyta, Magnoliopsida, Asparagales, Asparagaceae. Gene Ontology annotation, molecular function: protein binding. The record is from RefSeq and is a predicted model, not a curated record.